AUGAUACAAACUGGAAGAGAGGGGUCACUGGUGCUCUCAAAAAAUGAUUAUUUGAUUGCGGGUUCAAUCAGCGGUUUUGUUUCCAGAGCUAUUGCGCAACCACUGGAUGUUGUGAAGAUCCGUUUUCAGCUACAAGUGGAACCAAUAAGCGCUUCCGAUUCCAGCAAGUAUCACGGGUUUGCCCAGGCGAUCCGUUGCAUUAACAAGGAGGAAGGUGCCUUCGCAUUUUGGAAAGGCCAUAUCCCAGCUCAGUUACAAGCCGUCACUUUCUCAGCUAUCCAAUUCUUAUCAUUCGAAAUACUUAUCUCUUGUUUCAUCCGGUUUGGUCAGCGGAACGGUAGCCGUGGUGAUCCGCGGUCUACGUUGAACUGUUCGAAAACGUUAGAAGCUUUUACUUGUGGCUGCGUUGCGGGCUCGAUCGCGGCUGGUGUUACUCAACCUCUGGACGUACUACGAACAAGGUUUAUUGCUCAGGGAGAGCCGAAAUUAUACACGUAA
Molecule: messenger RNA, 498 nt
Organism: Echinostoma caproni
Lineage: Eukaryota; Metazoa; Platyhelminthes; Trematoda; Plagiorchiida; Echinostomatidae
Source: the annotation of a GenBank genome assembly